Molecule: messenger RNA, 2904 nt
Organism: Vanrija pseudolonga
Lineage: Eukaryota; Fungi; Basidiomycota; Tremellomycetes; Trichosporonales; Trichosporonaceae
Gene: gefK
Product: Ras guanine nucleotide exchange factor K
Exons: 8
Coding region: 59-2794 (911 amino acids)
Biological process (GO): positive regulation of GTPase activity; Ras protein signal transduction
Cellular component (GO): plasma membrane
Molecular function (GO): guanyl-nucleotide exchange factor activity; GTPase activity; GTP binding
Source: RefSeq, a predicted model, not a curated record
CCGCAGGCCGGCUCAAGACGACGUGUUGAAAAUCGAACGCCCAGCAGCCUAGACAACCAUGGGCUUCGAAGCAGCUCCAGCUGCUGCUCCGAUCCAAAAGGAUGGCGGAGAUGACGACGCCAUGCUCCUCCAGUCGGUGAGGAUGAAGAUGUCGUCGCGUGAUCUGGAAGCCAUGCGUCGCGCAAGGUGGACAAUGAUCGAGGGGUCGGAUGGCGCUCCGUCCCAGCUCUACUCGCAGACCCCCGCCGUCAAGCCGGGUCCCCGGAGAUCAAGCUUGAACAAUGAGUUAGAAAUGGCAACAGAGCCUCCCCGUACAAGGUCGACAGGCGUUACCCCAAAGGUGCGAAGCGGUCGACCCCAGACGGCACCUUCUAGCAACGCGAACGGAGAGCUUUCCUCGCCUCCAUUCAAGCCAGACUACGUCAUUGCAGUCGUCGGACACGAUGGAGUAGGCAAGUCGACAGUCAUCAGGCGGGCAAUCAAGUCGUACAAUGUCUCCACUCCCGUUACAACGGCCACCCAUGAUGGACAUACCAUCACGUCGUCGUACGCCCAGAUCAAGGCCGGAGGAAAGUUGACCCACGACUGUGCAGUCGAGUUUGUGGAGGUCAACCUUCGCGCCCUCGACUUGUCUGGCGUUGCCAAGGUUUGGCCCGCACAGAUGCAGUCGGUGUCUGGUGCGAUACUGUGCUAUGAUGCCGACCGGCGUGAUACUCUGCGUGGAUUGUCCGAAGCGCUGCACCAGCUGUGUCCGGCCCUCCCCAUCGUGCUGUUUGCGUGCAAGUCCGACCCGGGUAAAAAGACAGAGGUCGACGCCCAGGUCGGCGACUCUAUCGGUCACCCAUACAACGUCGGUCUAAUCGAAGUCACAACAGCAACAACUCAAGGAAAGCACAAGAUGCGAACUGGCCUCCGCUGGCUGCUCUACCGUUUGGAGGAACGCCAACGCCGAGAGGCGCGCCGCGCGGCUGGUCGUGCUACGCCCGAUGGCACAAAGUCGCCGUCAUCGCCCGGACCUCCUUCUGGGCUCACAACGUCUGGCCUGACUAGCGACGAGAGGGCAAUCUUACGAGCCAAGAGCCGCCGCCCUACCCACGAGCGUGGGACUGGGAGUAUCGACGACUUCUCGGACACGCACUCCAGCUCGUCCAGUCUCGGCUGGAUGAUCAAGAAUGGUCUCGGCAGCUCGGCAACGUCGACAGAGGAGUCGCACGAGAGCACCCCCACGCUGGAAGGAGAGAAGAGCGCGGGGCCAGAGCAGCCAACUCCCUCCCAGACCCAGUCUCAGCCAUCGACCACUGGCGAGCCAGAACUCUACACCUCGCUCGAGGAGCUGAUGAACCGGCUAUUCACCGCCAUUGUCUCGACAGAGAACGAUGCCUUUGUCCAGGCAUUCUUCAUGACGUACAGACGCUUCUGCCACCCUCGAGACCUGAUGAAGGAGUUCCACGACCGCUUCGUCGAGGUCGAGCAGUACGCAGUGUCGCGCGACAUUCGGCUAUGGGCGCUCAUGAAGCUCGCGGGUGCCUUGGUAACUUGGACCACUAGGUACCCCGGCGACCUUGCCGACCCGGAGGUUCAAGCGCGUUUCCGCAAGACCCUCAGCCUCUUGCUGCAGCACACCUUCCUAGCGCACAUCACAUCCGAGUUGGUCAACGUGGAGCAGAGGUUUGACAGCACUGUCGACCUCGACGACUCGUGGUCGUACAACCCCCCGGCUGAACCUCUCCAAGACACCAAGGAGGCACCGCUCCUCGAGUCGGCCAACUCUGCCGUUGAGAUUGUGCUAGACAAGGAUGACGAGGUCGACUCGACCACACCAGUCAGCAAGAAGGCACCAUCGUCUCGCACCAUGUCCACGACGAGCUUGAGCAUGGAGGCCGACCCCUAUGCGCCGCGCAAGGGGCCUGCUUCGGAGCGCGCGACCACCGACUCGAGCUCGGACAUUUCGCGAUCAAUCGCGUCCAUCAACUCUGGCGACGAGUCUGGGCACCAGCGUUGGAAUGCCGCCGUUCAGACGAUCCUGUCGAUGGACCCGCACGUCUUCGCCCUCGAGUUGACGAGGAUGCAGUGGGAGUUGUUCUCUGCCAUUCGACCACGUGACAUCUUCCGCCACGACUUUGGAAAGGAGCGCGGCGACCCCGUGGGUGUGUCCAUCACGUUCUUCAACCACGUCUCGCGAUGGGUGUCGACUCUGAUCAUGGCCCCGUCCAAGCCCAAGUACCGCGCCAAGCUGUACGAGGCCUUUGUGCGCAUCUCGCACCAGCUCCGCCGCCUGAACAAUUACGACACGCUGUGCGCUGUAAUCGCCGGUUUGAGGGAGACGUCGGUUCACCGUCUCAGCCACACGCACCAGCAUGUUCGCCUCGACGCGACUCUGCAGCGCGAGUUCCAGAGCCACCUCAAGCUCAUGGACCCCCGUGGUGGCUAUGUCCACUACCGCCGUGCGCUGCAGGCCGACAGCACGUGCGGGCACGCGGCGAUCCCCCUCUUGACGACUGUGCUCAGCCUGGUCAGCCGGCUGCAAGCUGGCCGACCAGAGGACGUUCGGGCCGACGGCAUGAUCCAGUGGGACAAGUUUGCGCGCUUUGGCCAGAUUCUUUCUGUUAUCAACGAGUUUCAAGCUCGUGGCGCCAUGGUUCCAGGCCAUGUAACGCCUGCAUUCCGGCGGCUAAUGGAAGAGACGCCCAUUAUUGGAAACGAGGACGCACUGUACGAGCGGAGCAAGUUGAUUGAGCCAGGAGGAUCCCACGGGGGCGGCAUGCUGCGCAAGCUGGCCAGCCUGGCGUUGUAGAGCGGGUGGGGGGGUCUUGGCCUUGCGUGAAUUGCGCGAUAGAAGAAGGAAAGGACAGACGACAGAAGUUGAUUUUUGGGCUUUUCUAGCAUCCACAUGUACUACAACAC